This is a messenger RNA of Zea mays, 537 nucleotides long. Its product is annotated as protein VAC14 homolog. Gene Ontology annotation, cellular component: endosome membrane; PAS complex. Gene Ontology annotation, biological process: phosphatidylinositol biosynthetic process. The transcript has 5 exons. The record is from RefSeq and is a predicted model, not a curated record. Bases 65 to 496 code for a protein of 143 amino acids. NCBI's taxonomy places the organism in Eukaryota, Viridiplantae, Streptophyta, Magnoliopsida, Poales, Poaceae.
UUCAUUUUUUGUUUUCAAUGCUGAUUAUCAUACCUAAAAUGAAAAGAAUGUAGAUUAUGGUCGUAUGGCUGAAAUACUCGUUCGGAGGGCAGGCUCUACUGAUGAAUUCACUCGGUUGACAUCUAUCACAUGGAUCAACGAGUUUGUGAAGCUUGGUGGGGAACAACUUGUUCCCUACUAUGCAGAUAUAUUGGGCGCUGUCUUACCAUGCAUAUCUGACGAGGAGGAGAAAAUCCGAGUGGUUGCACGCGAAACAAAUGAGGAACUCCGUGCUAUAAAAGCUGAUCCAGCUGAGGGAUUUGAUAUCGGAGCAAUUCUUUCAAUCGCAAAAAGAGAAUUGAACAGUGAACAUGAGGCCACUCGAAUCGAAGCAUUGCAUUGGUUCUUCACUUUGCUGGAUCGAUAUUGUGCUGAGUUCUUGGCUUACCUGAACGAUAUUUUUGAUCCACUCCUAAAUGCACUUUCUGAUCCUUCGGACGCGGUGAGUUUUCUUUGAAAAGCCUUCCAAACUGCUCUGCUUGUUUCUAGAAUUUGAAA